AUGCCAGGCGCCAUGGCAGAGACCUCUGCAGGUGUAUAUGAAUCCCACCUGACUGCUGAACCAGAGGAUCUUGCAGAGGCUGAGCAAAAGAAGCUCAAAUCUGAGUUCACUAAAUUGGAGAUGGAAAUUGUAACUGUACACCAUGUGCUGGCAGUCAAAGAAAGAAGGGGCGGCAUGGAGCUUAGAAGGAAGUUGGGCCUCAUAGCCUUGGUAGCAGAGAAUCUGUCCAAGAGCUAGCACAAUGUUCAGAUCUCCAAUGCCUAUGUGAAACAGAAGACAUCAGCUGCCCUGUCCACCAUGGGCUCUCCCAUCUGCAGGAAGUCAGACAUGAAGAAGUCGGCCACAUCCUUUCAAGGGUACAUGUUCAAUAAGUACUUGUUGAAUUAA
This is a messenger RNA of Manis pentadactyla (Chinese pangolin), 387 nucleotides long. RefSeq names its product TPD52 like 3 (gene TPD52L3). Gene Ontology annotation, cellular component: cytoplasm. NCBI's taxonomy places the organism in Eukaryota, Metazoa, Chordata, Mammalia, Pholidota, Manidae. The record is from RefSeq and is a predicted model, not a curated record.